AUGGGGACACUGAAUUGCAGCACGGACAUGACCUCCGGCACGAAGCUACAACACCAACAAGCUCCAACAUCGCCCACCGCUUCGUUCUCCGAGUCGAACGUUGUUGCUUCUUCCACCGAUCCCGAUGCCAUCGACGCCUUAGCUGGCUUACAAGCCCUCAGGUUCGAUGGGGACAUGGAUGGUGAGAUCCAGUCACCUGACCUUGCUAUGUGGGAGUCUCUCUUUGCCGACCAGAUCGGCGCCGGGUCCGGUGCCGACUUCUUGAUGUCUUCUUCUCCUAGGAGGGACUUCAGCCCUUUGAGAGAUUUUAUGGUCUCCUCCCCCAAGAGGGACUACAUGGUGUCCUCCCCAAAGAGAGACUACAUGCUGUCUUCACCAAAGAGAGACUACAUGUUGUCUUCACCCAAGAGAGACUACAUGGUGUCCUCCCCUAAGAGAGAGUUGGUCUCUUCCCCAAGGAGGACAACCUUCUCCAACCUGUACAACAGCACAAGCCACCAGGGCUACGUGCAUGGGGUGGAGGCAGCGAACCCCCAAACGCAGUACAACAACCUUGCCAACAAGGGCAAAUCGUCGAUGAGCCCACUCCACAAGGUGUACAUCAACAACAACAACAGCAGCAGGCAAAGCAACGGCCCAUCCUCCCUCUCCUGCUCCUCGUCCUACGUCGUUCAUGGCGAGAAUCUCCCUCUGCCGUCCAUGGACCCCUUUGUGGAAGAAGGGUACCUAGCGUACCAGCUGCCAGAGAAGGCUGCUGCCGGCCAGAGCGCCAGUGCUCUGACGUCUUCGCAGCUGCCGACGCUCUCGGAGUGCCUGGCGAUGCCGGAGCCGGGGUAUGGAGGUGAGGAUGGGGCGGGAGCAGCCGCGGUCCUGGCCGGCGGUGUUCAGCUGGGGGCAGUCUCACAUCAGCCAGAUCAAGAUCACCUGUACUACGCGAGCCAGUUCGGAGAUGCACAAGGCUUGUCACUGCAGCACCAAAUGGCAAAGCCAGAGCAAUGGAGAGAUUCUUCCUCCUUACACAGCAUGCUGGGGUCGGUGAUCCAGUCAGAGGUUGAGCAGGAACAGGACAGCGGUCUUCAGCUGGUGCACCUGCUGCUUGCGUGCGCCGACUUCGUGUCCAAAGGCGACCAGCCCUCCGCGCUCCGACAUCUCCACCUUCUCCGCUGCAUCGCCUCCCCACUCGGCGACUCCAUGCAGCGCGUCGCCUCCUACUUCGCGGAUGCUCUCGCCGCUCGCCUCUCCUCCUCUUCCGCAGCUGCCGUCUCCCCACGCGGUGCUGGUGCCCCCUACCCCUUUCCGCCAUCGCCGGACACCCUGAAGAUCUACCAGAUCCUAUACCAGGCGUGCCCUUACAUCAAGUUUGCCCACUUCACUGCAAACCAGGCCAUUUUCGAGGCCUUCCACGGGGAGGACCGCGUCCAUGUCAUCGACCUCGACAUCCUCCAGGGCUACCAGUGGCCGGCGUUUCUCCAGGCCCUCGCGGCGCGGCAGGGUGGCCCACCCAUGCUGAGGCUGACAGGGGUGGGCUACCCGGCCGCAGCGGUGAGGGAGACCGGGCGGCAUCUCGCUUCCCUCGCGGCGUCGCUGCGCGUGCCGUUUGAGUUCCACGCCGCCGUGGCGGACAAGCUGGAGCGACUGCGCCCUGCCGCUCUGCAGCGGCGCGUCGGUGAGGCGCUGGCGGUGAACACAGUGAACCGCCUCCAUCGCGUCCCCAGCGCUCACCUCGGCCCAUUGCUGUCCAUGAUCCGGGACCAGGCGCCCAAAAUCAUGACGCUCGUUGAACAGGAGGCCGGGCACAACGGACCAUACUUCUUGGGCAGGUUCUUGGAGGCCUUGCACUACUACUCAGCGAUCUUCGACUCGCUCGACGCAACGUUCCCGGCGGACUCAGCGCCGCGUAUGAAGGUAGAGCAGUGCCUUCUGGCUCCAGAGAUCCGCAACGUGGUGGCGUGCGAGGGCGCCGAGCGGAUUGCGCGACACGAGCGACUGGACCGGUGGCGCCGCAUCAUGGAGGGCCGUGGAUUCGAGGCCGUGCCGCUCAGCCCGGCCGCCGUCGGCCAGAGCCAGGUUCUCUUGGGACUCUACGGCGCCGGCGAUGGAUACCGGCUCAACGAGGACAAAGGAUGCCUCCUACUUGGCUGGCAGGACCGUGCCAUCAUCGGCGCCUCCGCUUGGCGAUGCUGA
Lolium rigidum is the source of this 2184-nucleotide messenger RNA. Its product is annotated as GRAS family protein RAM1-like. The transcript is spliced from 3 exons. The record is from RefSeq and is a predicted model, not a curated record. Bases 1 to 2184 code for a protein of 727 amino acids. Lineage: Eukaryota; Viridiplantae; Streptophyta; Magnoliopsida; Poales; Poaceae. Gene Ontology annotation, cellular component: nucleus. Gene Ontology annotation, molecular function: DNA-binding transcription factor activity; sequence-specific DNA binding. Gene Ontology annotation, biological process: regulation of DNA-templated transcription.